GUAGAGAUGUCUACAAAUUCAGCAGAGCAGCGACAUCUUCUUGCACGGGAAAAGGAGUGUGAAGGGCGUGAUGGUUGUGACCGAAACAACGCGGCCGCAACCGAAGGCAGCUCGUGGAUAGUCAUGACUUCUCUUCUUGUGCUAGGCAUCGGUAUUUGUCUGGAGGUAGAUUUUUUCGUUCACAGGCCAAAUCCCGAUGUCGUUCCUUCGCCUAUCUUUCUACUAGACAAAUUGGCUUACAUCGAGGGGUUUGAUAUUGGUUGUAUGGCUGUAGCAGUGAUGUGGAUCGUCUUUACUCUCGCUCGCUACUGCUGUUGCCAUGAAAAGGAAACGCCGGAAAGGGUUUUUAUUGGAAACUACCUCAUUUACGGCCUGGUGUUUUUCGCUUUGGGAGGAUCGUUUCUGGAAAUACUUCAAGCGGUGUUGUUCUUCAGUUACCCUUCUGCCUCUGCGACUGGACGGGUGUACGUCUUGUCGAAAAUAGUCUUUAUUAUAGCACAGGUUAUCUUCAUAUUUUCCAGUCGGUACAGACACAUUUUCACCAGGACAUUGUUCAAUGGAGUAUUUCUGUUUCAUAUCAUUGUCACCAACGUCAUCCUGUAUCUUCGUACAUUUGUCGAGGGCAAACUGGAGAACGUUAACGAGGCAACCACUAAUACUUCAAGUCAGAAUGCAUCAUGUCAUGCAAACAUUUCACAUCAUGAUUUCUGUCAGGCAUACAAAAGUACAAGUAAAUUCUUGGCUCCAUUCUGUCUUGAGUUUGCCCUUACUUCUACUGCUUUGCUUGCGGAGCUAUGGUUUCAUCAUGGACAUGAAACAAUUGAUGAAGGACAGAGUGACUACAGUAACAAUAAUAAUGCUGUUGGCCAGUCAGAACCCAGACAGAAGGAAGUAUUGGGAAGUAUAACAUCAGCAAGUGUUCUUGGACUUUUUAUACUGGGUAGCCUUGUUUGUAUGUUUAUCUAUCUUUACUAUGCUGGAGAAGUCAAUGGGAAGUUUGUCUUUCGUGGUUAUCGACUAAUCCUUGUAUCUUUGUUGAUUGUGAUCUGCCUCAUUGGUCUUUCAACUCUCCAUUGGAACUCUCGAUUGAAUAACAGUGUUGGACUUGAUGAAUUUCUGGUGUACUUCUCUCUUUUUGGUGUCUUUGUCAUUAAUGUACUAGAAAUUAAUGCUGCCACAGGAAUAUUUUAUAUUCACAAGAACAAGGUAAACAGUAGUCAACUGGUUUACAUUCAUAAGAACAAUGAGGUAAACUUGAACAGUAGUCAACUGGCUCAGUUGAAGGUGUAUGCAGAAAUCUCCAUUCUGGACAAUAUAUUGUGGUGUAUUCAAUCUGCUCUGCAAGCUGCAUUUAUUACAAAAGCAUUACAUAGAGCACCUCGCAGGAUCAAACUGGCAAAUACAUCGUCAUUAGCAGUGAUUUUAAUAUUUUGCAAUCUUUGUGUUUGGCUGAUGGACACAAUUGACAUGGAAGAUACAGGAGACUCAGACAGCAUUUAUAGUAAAUCAAAGUUUUUCCAGUUACCUGAGACAAUGUAUGGUCCUCUUCAUUGGCAAUUGGUAAAGUUAGUCAUUUACCCGAUACUUAUCUUUUUUAGAAUUCAUUGUGUUUUCACCUUUUAUAGAGUUUUUAAUAGUCACAGAACUUUAGGUUAGAUUGUUUGCAUACAGAACUUGGUACUAUCAGUGGCUUUAGUCACAUUAUCUAAGUGCAUGACAUGAUCGAAUUUGGUGUAUGGUUUGUAGGUCAAUACAUCUUCUAUGCUGGAGAUUCUUACCACUUGUAGGUCUGUAGGGUGUAGUACGUGAAAUGAGCUUGGACCAAUGGUACUUUAUCUAGAGCCUUACAUGUUGGGCUAUUGCAGAGGUAUUGGCACAAUUAAUUAAUUAAUUAAGCCUUACUUUUUUAAGUAGACGU
Corticium candelabrum is the source of this 1918-nucleotide messenger RNA. RefSeq lists its product as uncharacterized. NCBI's taxonomy places the organism in Eukaryota, Metazoa, Porifera, Homoscleromorpha, Homosclerophorida, Plakinidae. Gene Ontology annotation, molecular function: proton channel activity. Gene Ontology annotation, biological process: proton transmembrane transport. Gene Ontology annotation, cellular component: membrane. The coding region runs from base 7 to 1656 and encodes 549 amino acids. The transcript has a single exon. The record is from RefSeq and is a predicted model, not a curated record.